Bathycoccus prasinos is the source of this 1389-nucleotide messenger RNA. RefSeq lists its product with no specific name. The transcript has a single exon. Gene Ontology annotation, cellular component: mannosyltransferase complex; endoplasmic reticulum membrane. Gene Ontology annotation, molecular function: alpha-1,6-mannosyltransferase activity; GPI mannosyltransferase activity. The coding region runs from base 1 to 1389 and encodes 462 amino acids. Lineage: Eukaryota; Viridiplantae; Chlorophyta; Mamiellophyceae; Mamiellales; Bathycoccaceae. The record is from RefSeq and is a predicted model, not a curated record. Gene Ontology annotation, biological process: GPI anchor biosynthetic process.
AUGGACGCACUCGUCGCGUACAAUAGAUAUCGCAACAGCGAGAAUAUCGUAUUGAUUGCGUUUUUAUCUAGAGUUAUGUUCAUAGCUUUGAUGUUUAUCUGCGACGCGUUCGUAUCCGAUUACGAUACUUCUUCUUCUCAUUCUUCCAACAAAAUGAGUGGUUCAACACUAACACGUGACGGGUUUUGUUCUCGCAUGGAAUCCAUUGCGGUGUGGGAUGGAGUUCACGUUUUGCGAAUCGCAGAAGUGGGUGGUUAUGAAUACGAACAUUCUCAUGCUUUCUACCCGGCGUUGCCGUUUCUACUACGGUUCAUUAUUCGCGACAGCGAGAUGACUACGUGCGUUUUAGCACGAACCGCGUUGGUUUUGAAUGCCAUGGUUUCUAUCGCAACAGUAGUAAUCAUGGAGAAGCUCGCGUUCAUCCUCUUGGCGAAUCCGCAGAAAGGAAAAACUCUAGAUGUUCAUUUCGCUGGAAAGUGUGCGUCUUUCUCGAGAUCUGCAGCGUUACUGUAUUGCUUUACUCCGGCUUUCAUAUUUCAUCUCGCUCCGGGAUAUACGGAAGCGAUAUUUACUUUUUGCGCAACUUAUGGCGCUCUCUUAUUUGCAAGAGGUUCGAUGUAUGAAUUCGAUGGAGCACGUGCGACGACUGAUUGGCGAUUCGUUUUGAAUAAAGUGACGAGCUAUGUGUUCUUUGCUCUCGCGGCGAGUUUUCGUUCAAAUGGUAUUUUAUUGGGUAUCUAUCCAGCCUGCGAAAUUAUAUCGUUGUUGUUAGCAGUUAAACGUGAAAGAAAGUAUUGGUUUAAGAGGCUGGUUUCGUUGCCUAUACACGUCAUCGGUGGUUUGUGUAUCGCACUUCCAACCGUUUUGGUACAAUAUAACGCCUACUUGAGCUUUUGCGGGAUCGAUUCGGGAUACGAGAUUGGAGGAGGAGGAGGAAGUGCCGUUGAAGCAGCGAAAUCACGGCCGUGGUGCUCAAAAUUUCCCCCGAACGUGUACGCGUUCAUCCAGUCGGAGUACUGGGACGUUGGUUUCCUCCAAUCCUGGCGCGUUUCCCAAAUGGGAAAUAUUCUGAUUGCUUCUCCAGCAUUGCUCGCUUCGAUGUAUUGUUUGAAAAUGUAUUCAUUUAUACGAAGAGAUAGAGUAUUGGUAUCGCCUGUUGGAGCUUUAGCGGGAGAUAUUCUGUGGUUGAUUAGUUGUGUAUUGUGUGCAACCGUGACGCAUAUACAAAUCGCGAUGCGGUUUAUGAGUGUGUUAGCCGCGCCAUACGUGGCAAUCGCUAGAUUUGGCGGCGAAGAGAGCGAGAGAGGCAAAUACUUACUCGCCUCAUUCGUCGCCGGGUACGCACUCGUCGGAAUGGUUUUGUUUAGCAACUUCUAUCCGUGGACAUAA